Impatiens glandulifera is the source of this 5254-nucleotide messenger RNA. RefSeq names its product myosin-12. The record is from RefSeq and is a predicted model, not a curated record. Gene Ontology annotation, biological process: vesicle transport along actin filament; actin filament organization. Gene Ontology annotation, cellular component: actin cytoskeleton; vesicle; myosin complex. Gene Ontology annotation, molecular function: microfilament motor activity; actin filament binding; ATP binding. NCBI's taxonomy places the organism in Eukaryota, Viridiplantae, Streptophyta, Magnoliopsida, Ericales, Balsaminaceae. The transcript has 42 exons. The coding region runs from base 134 to 4960 and encodes 1608 amino acids.
UCCAUUUCCAAAUUCUGCAACUCUCACACCCAUCCAUAAUUCCUCAAAGAACGUCCUUCUUCUUUCCUCUGUCAGAAAUCAUAGACAAUCACACUCGUAUCGCCUUUGAUGAUCAUAUAGUACUACACUAGCAAUGGGAACACCAGUAAACAUCAUAGUUGGGUCACAUGUUUGGACUGAAGACCCUGAAGAUGCUUGGAUCGAUGGAGAGGUUCUUGAGAUCAAAGGCAAUAAGGCCACAAUAGUUACCACAGCUGGGAAAACUAUAGUUGCAGAGAUUUCAAGCAUUCACCCAAAAGAUACAGAAGCACCGCCAGCAGGGGUCGAUGACAUGACAAAGUUAGCAUAUCUAAAUGAACCAGGAGUCCUUUGUAAUCUUGCUUCGCGGUUUGCUCUCAAUGAGAUUUACACAUAUACCGGGAAUAUUCUAAUAGCAGUCAAUCCAUUCCGGAGACUACCACACUUGUAUGACAUCCACAUGAUGGAGCAAUACAAAGGAGCUGCUUUUGGGGAGCUAAGUCCACAUCUUUUUGCAAUUGCAGAUGCCUGUUUCAGGGCAAUGAUUAACGAACAUGGAAACCAAUCCAUCUUGGUAAGUGGAGAAAGUGGAGCCGGAAAAACAGAGACAACAAAAAUGCUUAUGAGAUACCUUGCUUUCAUGGGUGGCCGAUCUGGCACUGAAGGAAGAACUGUUGAGCAACAGGUCUUGGAGUCCAAUCCUGUAUUGGAAGCAUUUGGAAAUGCUAAGACUGUGAAAAACAACAAUUCCAGUCGGUUUGGUAAAUUUGUAGAGAUACAAUUCGAUAAGCAAGGAAAGAUAUCUGGAGCGGCAGUCAGAACUUAUCUCCUUGAAAGAUCGAGGGUUUGCCAAGUCUCAGAUCCUGAGAGGAACUACCAUUGUUUCUACAUGCUUUGCUCAGCUCCUCCAGAAGAUGUCAAGAGAUUUAAAGUGGGAGAUCCAAGAAGUUUCCGCUACCUGAACCAAACUAAUUGCUAUGAAGUUGCCAAUGUAGAUGAUGCAAGGGAGUAUUUGGAAACCAGAAAUGCUAUGGACAUUGUAGGGAUCAAUCAGGAAGAACAGGAUGCUAUAUUCCGAGUAGUGGCUGCAAUACUUCAUCUAGGAAAUGUAGACUUUGUUAAAGGAGAAGAGAAUGAUUCUUCAAAGUUGAAAGAUGAGAAAGCUAUGUUCCAUCUUAAAACAACUGCAGAGUUACUCAUGUGCAAUUUGAAAGUUCUUGAAGACUCUCUGUGUAAGCGUGUGAUAGCAACUCCUGAUGGAAACAUUACAAAACCGUUAGACCCAGCCUCAGCUGCCACAAGUCGUGAUGGCUUGGCAAAGACAGUAUACUCUCGACUUUUUGAUUGGAUUGUGGACAAGAUAAACAAUUCCAUUGGUCAGGAUGCAAAUGCAAAAAGCAUAAUUGGAGUCCUUGAUAUCUAUGGUUUUGAGAGCUUCAAGGUCAAUAGUUUUGAGCAAUUAUGCAUCAAUCUAACAAAUGAGAAACUGCAACAGCAUUUCAAUCAGCAUGUAUUCAAGAUGGAGCAAGAGGAGUACACAAGAGAAGAAAUCAAUUGGAGUUAUGUAGAAUUUGUUGAUAACCAAGAUGUUUUGGACCUUAUUGAGAAGAAACCUGGGGGUAUAGUAGCUCUUCUUGAUGAGGCUUGUAUGUUUCCUAAAUCAAAUCAUGAGACAUUUUCACAAAAGAUGUACCAGACUUAUAAGGGACACAAACGCUUUAGCAAGCCAAAACUCUCCCGAACAGAUUUCACAAUUAACCACUAUGCUGGAGAUGUUACAUACCAAUCUGAUCAGUUCCUAGACAAGAAUAAGGAUUAUGUUGUAGCAGAACAUCAAGCUUUAUUGAAUGCCUCGACAUGCACAUUCGUUGCAAAUCUCUUUCCUCCAUCCCAGGAGGAAACAUCAAAACAAUCUAAGUUCUCUUCCAUUGGAACCCGAUUCAAGCAACAACUGCAAUCUCUAAUGGAAACGCUCAGCACAACAGAACCACAUUACAUCAGGUGUGUGAAGCCCAACACAGUACUGAAACCUGGAAUUUUUGAGAACUACAAUGUUCUGAAUCAGUUGAGAUGUGGGGGUGUAUUAGAAGCAAUCAGGAUAAGUUGUGCAGGAUAUCCAACCAAAAGAACAUUUGACGAGUUCAUUGACCGUUUUGGAAUGUUAGUUCCAGAUGUUUUAGAUGGAACUGAUGAGAAAUCAGCAUGCAUGGCCAUCUGUGAUAGGAUGGGAUUAAAGGGAUAUCAGAUUGGGAAAACCAAAGUAUUUCUUAGAGCUGGACAGAUGGCUGAGCUGGAUGCUCGCAGAACUGAAGUGUUAGCUAAAGCAGCGAGACUUAUCCAAAGACAAAUCCGUACCUAUCUCACAAGAAAAGAGUUUAUCACCAUACGAAAAGCUGCCAUAAAUAUGCAAAAGCUUGCAAGAGCACAACUUGCACGAAAGUUAUACGAGUAUAUGAGAAGGGAAGCUGCUUCAAUAUGUGUCCAGAAGCAAGCACGAGCUCAUGCAGUAAGGAAAUCUUAUACAAAUAUACAGGCAUCAGCAAUAGUUAUUCAAACUGGACUGCGAGCUAUGGCAGCUAAGAAUGAAUUCAGGCACAGACAACGAAACAAGGCUUCCACCAAAAUUCAGACACAAUGGAGAGGAAACCAUGCACUUUCUGCCUAUAAGCAACAGAAGAAAGCGACACUUAUACUACAAUGUCUCUGGAGAUCAAAGGUUGCAAGAAGGGAACUUAGAAAGCUGAAAAUGGCUGCAAGAGAAACUGGGGCACUGCAAGAAGCAAAGGACAAGUUGGAGAAGCGUGUUGAAGAGCUCACAUGGAGAGUAGAUUUUGAGAAACACUUGAGAAUCGAUCUUGAAGAAGCAAAAGGACAAGAAAUUGCAAAAUUGCAGAGUGCUUUGAAUGAAAGGCAAGCACAGCUAGAUGAAGCUCAUGCAGCAAUUAUCCAUGAGAAGGAAGCAGCAAGAAUAGCUAUUGAACAGGCCCCACCUGUCAUAAAAGAAGUACCAGUUGUAGACAAUAGCAAGCUGGAGGAAUUGACUCUCCAGAACAGUGAAAAGGAGGAUGAAAUAAAAGAACUCAAGAGGAGGGUUGAGGAGUUUGAGCAAAAAUAUUUAGAAGUUGAGAAUGAAAACAAAACAAGACUAAAGGAAGCCGAAGAUUCAGCAGCAAGGCUGUCGCAACUUCAAGAGACCAUCGAGAGAUUGGAACUAAACUUGUCAAACCUUGAGUCUGAGAACCAAGUUCUGAGGCAGCAAGUUUUGGCUGCACCCUCAAAUGAAGACAUUUCUGAAGAUCUCACUAUCCUCAAAAAUAAAAUCAGCGAAUUGGAGUCAGAAAAUAAGUUGCUUCACAGCCAGAAGAUUGUCAUAGAGCCUGUUUCUGUUUUGGAAAAGAUGCAGCAACAAGCUAAGUGCGUUGAGAAUGGACAUUCAACUUUGGAGGAACCACAUGAACCAACUAAAACAAUACAAGAAAGAACAAAGUGCGUUGAGAAUGGACAUUCAACUUUGGAGGAACCACAUGAACCAACUAAAACAAUACAAGAAAGAACAAAGUGCGUUGAGAAUGGGCAUUCAACUUUGGAGGAACUACAUGAACCAACUAAAACAAUACAAGAAAGAACAAAGGAAUCGGAGCCAAAAGCACUACCGCUAAGUAAACAAAGAUCCCUGACAGACAGGCAGCAGGAGAACCAUGAUGCACUAAUCAAAUGCCUCAUGGAGGACAAGCAGUUUGACCAAGGAAGAUCUGUUGCAGCCUGCGCAGUUUACAAGGCAUUGCUUCAAUGGAGAUCAUUUGAAGCUGAGAAGACAACAAUAUUUGAUAGGAUUAUUCACACAAUACGAUCAUCCAUGGAGAGUGAGGAUAACAUUAAGGAUCAGGCAUACUGGUUGUCAACAUCUACUACUCUUUUAGCUUUUAUACAAGGCACUAUCAAGGCAAGCACAGUGAAUUCAAGUUCACAACGAAAUCGAACAUCACCCACUACCUUGUUUGCUAGAAUGGCACAGGGUCUCCGAUCAUCCUCAAGCAUGGGGAUCUCAAGCGGGUACAGUGGGAUGGAGGGUAAGCCAAAUGCACGAUCAAGAAUUGAAGCCAAAUACCCAGCUUUACUCUUCAAGCAACACCUUACAGCGUGUGUUGAGAAGAUAUAUGGCAUGAUUAGGGAUAACUUGAAAAGAGAGAUUACUCCAUUCUUAAACCUAUGCAUUCAGGCACCAAGAACCACAAGGGCCAGAUCAAUUAGGGGAUCAUCUAAAACCAUCCAUUCAAACAUACUGGCAAAGCAGCAGGCAUCAAGCAUACACUGGCAAAGUAUUGUUAACAACUUGGACAAUAUGCUAAAUAUUCUUUCACAAAACCAUGUUCCUUCUAUAGUUAUAAGGAAGAUGUUUGCCCAAGUCUUUUCAUUCAUAAAUGUCCAGCUUUUUAAUAGUCUAUUGCUUCGCCGAGAGUGCUGUUCAUUCAGCAACGGAGAGUACGUGAAGGCUGGCUUGCAAGAACUUGACCAAUGGUGCACUAAAGCUACAGAAGAGCUUGCUGGAUCGUCAUGGAACGAACUUCAACAUUUACGACAAGCUGUUGGAUUUCUGAUAUUGCACCAAAAGACUCAAAAAUCACUGGAAGAUAUAACAAAUGACCUUUGUCCGAUCUUGAGCAUUCCUCAAAUCUAUCGCAUUGGAACAAUGUUUUGGGAUGACAAAUAUGGAAGUCAUGGACUAUCAUCUGAGGUCAUUGGCAAACUGAGAGCACUAACGGCGGAAGAUUCAAUCAACGUUCCUAACAACAGUUUCUUACUAGACGUGGAUUCAAGCGUACCGUUUUCCAUGGAAGAAAUAUACAGAUCCUUCAUCAGCAUCAAUAUUACAAACGUCGAACCACCGAUUCUUCUCCGGCAGAAAUCCGACUUCCAUUUUCUUCUUCAAACAACAGAUUGAGAGCUCGAUUAAGCAAGAUGAACACCGUAGAGAGUGAAUCGCUUGAGAGCGAAAAUGAUCAGUUUUUGCAUAAACAGUUUUGCUCAUAGUUUUUAGUAUUAAAUUAUUAAUUAAUUCUUUUCUUUUUAUGGGUUGUUUUUUAUUUACUUACAUUUUUUUUAUUCAUAUAUACUUAAAUGGCUUUUGAGGUUGAGCUGUGAGUGACAGUGAGUGAGUGAGUGUAUUCUUUAUUUAUUUUUUAUCCAUAACAAAUAUAUAUUAUGAUAGUUUGGAAUAAGGAGUGAGGAUAUAUUU